This is a messenger RNA of Metarhizium brunneum ARSEF 3297, 675 nucleotides long. RefSeq lists its product as uncharacterized. The record is from RefSeq and is a predicted model, not a curated record. NCBI's taxonomy places the organism in Eukaryota, Fungi, Ascomycota, Sordariomycetes, Hypocreales, Clavicipitaceae.
AUGGGUCUCCUUUCCAAAACCGUCUUCUCGUCGCUCGUGGCGACCACCAGUCUCGCGGCCUACCUGGCCGCCAAGAACCCCGUCCUCUCGCCCCUCGCAGCGUCCGACCCGAUCUGGACGUCGAAGCUGUUCAAGCGAUACAACCCGUCCGCCAACCCCGCGACCCAGGACGUGUGCAUCAAGCGCCUGCCGCUCGACAGGAUCCGACCCGAGCUUCUCAAAAACCCGGGCGAUCUCGUCCUAGAAUACUGCCGCGGCGUCUGGUCCGGCUACGGCUUCGAGGCGCAGCGCCGCUAUCUCGAGUGGAAGUACCGCGGGCCCGAGACGAGCGCGGACCUGUGGACGAGGGAGCAGCUCUCCCGGAGCGCGUACGACGAGGGGACCUGCAUCGCGGACCACUUCGAGGUUGUGGAAAAGACGGCCACGUCCAUCACGGUGCGGUGCGGCGACUCCCCCCGCGUCCGGGGCCCGCGAGGCGGCGACGGCCUGUUUGUCAUUGGCGCCGUGGUGGACGACGCGCGGGCCGAGGUCGAGCUCACGCUGAAGAGCUGCUUGUUCGCGAGCCAGGGCAAAGUGUUGGGGGUCAAGGGACCGAUGCCGCCUUGGAUGGAGGAGCUGCAUCAGUGGUAUGCGCGCAUCUGGUCCGAGUCUGGGUCGCGGCGGCUGUUGAAGUGA